Molecule: messenger RNA, 1056 nt
Organism: Sorghum bicolor (sorghum)
Lineage: Eukaryota; Viridiplantae; Streptophyta; Magnoliopsida; Poales; Poaceae
Product: UDP-N-acetylglucosamine transferase subunit ALG13 homolog
Exons: 4
Coding region: 395-913 (172 amino acids)
Biological process (GO): dolichol-linked oligosaccharide biosynthetic process
Cellular component (GO): UDP-N-acetylglucosamine transferase complex; extrinsic component of endoplasmic reticulum membrane
Molecular function (GO): hexosyltransferase activity
Source: RefSeq, a predicted model, not a curated record
GAGGUCGGUCUCCUUCGGCCCAGCUCCCUUCUGCGCUCCCAACUCCGCCUCCGCCUCCGCCUCCGUCUUCCAUUCCGUGGCGGCGCCUCCUGCUCCUGCCACCCGAACCCGUCCGGCCGACCUCACCUCCUCGGCUAGGGCUAGCCACCUAGCGCCCGUCCGGCCGGCCGGCUCCCGCCGCCCCAGCUCAGAUCCCGCCACUGGGAGCAGGCCACCCGGAUCUGCCGCCUGCCUGGCCGGUCAACCCCCAGCCCGCCAGUGGCCACUGGCCAGCAGUGGCCCAGCCGGCCACGCCGUCAGGCGCCAGGCGGGCUCCCCUGCUGCUGCACAGUGAGCCAGACAUUUUGCAGCAUAAGAAAUAUACUUGCACACAACUCACUGCUUGUUAGGAUCGAUGGCAGAUAGUGAGCAUCGAACAGUGUUUGUCACGGUGGGGACCACAUGUUUUGAUGCUCUUGUCAUGGCGGUAGAUUCUCCAGAAGUGAAGAUGGCUUUAUUGCAAAAAGGUUAUAGUAAUCUUCUUAUUCAAAUGGGCCGAGGAACAUAUGUUCCAUCAAAGGUCUCAGGAGAUGCUACCCUUCAAGUUGAUCAUUUCACAUUUUCACCAAGCAUAGCUGAUAAUAUGAGAACAGCUUCCCUAGUUAUUAGCCAUGCAGGUUCAGGAAGCAUAUUUGAGACGUUACGGCUUGGCAAACCCCUAAUCGUUGUUGUAAAUGAAGAUUUGAUGGACAACCACCAGAGUGAAUUAGCAGAAGAAUUGGCUGAAAGGAAGCAUCUCUUCUGUGCACGCCCACAAACUUUGGGAGAGACCAUCCGGGCAAUGGACCUAGAGACACUAGUUCCUUAUGAGCCAGGGGACGCCAAACCAGUUGUCACCCUGAUAAACAGAUUUCUUGGCUUUCCAGUUGACUGACAGAUGGCGAUACCGUCAUUAAGGCAUUAGUUCCUGUAUGGCUGUAUAAAAUGGAUUAACUGACAUGAUCAUCACCGAUGCUUUUGUAUUGUUGUACGGUGACAAGAAAAUAUCAAGACUGUCUUCUUUGCAAUUGGGUCUAA